Messenger RNA from Cucurbita pepo subsp. pepo (vegetable marrow), 1959 nucleotides. Its product is annotated as zinc finger CCCH domain-containing protein 40. The record is from RefSeq and is a predicted model, not a curated record. Gene Ontology annotation, molecular function: pre-mRNA binding; U6 snRNA binding; metal ion binding. Gene Ontology annotation, cellular component: U2-type catalytic step 2 spliceosome; Prp19 complex; U2-type catalytic step 1 spliceosome. Lineage: Eukaryota; Viridiplantae; Streptophyta; Magnoliopsida; Cucurbitales; Cucurbitaceae.
UUUUUUUUUUUUUUUUUUUUUUUUUUUUUUUAUAAUCAGCCAUUCUUCCCUUGGCUAUGGCGGUCGUUGAGUUUGAAGGCUGAGUUACUGAUUGGAGAUUUCCGAAGACUUGAUUGAUUUCUUGAAAGUUCCUCUCAAGGUUGCGAGGAGAGAGUUGGUUGGGCUCGACUAGAAUUUUUCAUGGCGCAUCGGUUACUGAGGGAUCUGGAAGCUGAUGGCUGGGAGCGCUCUGAUUUUCCCAUCAUCUGCGAGUCUUGCCUCGGCGAUAACCCCUACGUUCGCAUGACGAAAGCUGAUUAUGAUAAAGAAUGCAAAAUAUGCACGCGCCCAUUUACAGUUUUCAGGUGGAGGCCUGGACGUGAUGCUAGAUAUAAGAAAACAGAGAUUUGCCAGACAUGUAGUAAGUUAAAAAAUGUAUGUCAAGUUUGCCUUUUGGACCUUGAAUAUGGCUUACCGGUUCAGGUUCGGGAUAUCGCCCUAUCUAUCAACUCCAAUGAUUCUAUUCCGAAGAGCGAUGUGAAUAGGGAAUAUUUUGCUGAGGAGCAUGAUCGGAAGGCUAGAGCUGGUAUUGAUUAUGAGUCUUCAUAUGGAAAGGCACGGCCAAACGAUACUAUUCUGAAGCUUCAACGAACUACGCCGUAUUACAAGAGGAACCGUGCACAUGUUUGUAGUUUUUAUAUUAGGGGUGAAUGCACCAGAGGUUCUGAAUGCCCUUACAGACAUGAGAUGCCUGAAACUGGAGAGUUGUCCCAGCAAAAUAUAAAGGAUCGUUAUUACGGGGUUAAUGAUCCAGUUGCACUGAAGCUUCUUAACAAGGCUGGAGAGAUGCCCUCUCUGGAGCCUCCAGAGGAUGAGAGUAUUAGAACCUUGUAUGUGGGCGGACUUGAUGCUCGAGUCACCGAGCAAGAUCUUCGAGAUAACUUUUACGCUCAUGGUGAAAUUGAAUCCAUCAGAAUGGUGCUACAGAGAGCAUGCGCUUUUGUAACUUACACCACCAGAGAAGGUGCAGAGAAGGCUGCAGAAGAGCUUUCCAACAAGCUGGUAAUCAAGGGCCUUAGGUUGAAAUUGAUGUGGGGUAGACCUCAAGCACCAAAACCCGAGUCGGAAGGUUCCGAUGAAGCGAAGCAAGCUGCGGUGGCUCACAGUGGAAUGUUGCCUCGAGCAGUUAUCUCGCAGCAGCAUAACCACUUACACCCUUCAGGCAGUCAUGAUCAACCCCAAGCUAUGCACUACUACAAUAUCCCACCACCACCACCGCAGCAGGAGAGGGCAUUCUACCCUUCAAUGGACCCUCAAAGGAUGGGGGCUCUGGUUUCAACCCACGAAGCGGGGGGGCCUCCUAACGGACCUGCAGGUUCAACCGAAACUCGACCUGGUUCCGAGAAACAGCAUCAACAAGGACAUCAAUUUCCCUAUCACACAAUGCACCCACCACCUCCUACACAAUAUCAACAGCAAUUUUAUCCGCCGUAUGGGUACGUGCAACAUUAUCCCCCAUACCCUCCUUAUCAUUCGAGCAUGCCGCCCCAGCCCCAACCGUAUCCUCCUUCAGGUACCCAGCAAUAUCAGCAGCAUUCUGUACCACCAGGCUCAGCCCCUCCAUCCCAUGGAGGAGCAUCCUCAGGUUCAGCACCACAGGGAUCAACACCAUCAGCGUCUGCCCCAUCUGCAACACCUUCCGAACCUGCAUCAUCGUAGAUCAACUCUCGAGGUGCCGAGGCUGGCUGUUGUCGAUUCAGAAACUGAAUAUAGUCACUUGGACGAGGAGGUGCAGGACCUCUCUGAGUCGGGAAGGCGUUAGCCAGCCCCUGUUGUUGUCUUUGCCUUUGUUGUCAUGACUUUAUUAUCUAAUAUGACACUCUUUUUACGCGACACAGGGUGAGCUGUUUGGAUUUGUUGCUUCCAUUUCCCAAUCUUUUUUGAGGGGAAGUUUGGUUCUUGUGUUAGUUUGAUCUAAAA